UGAGGAAACAGAUCCAAGCAAUUUCUCCAGUCAUAUGAUUAGAAGUGGUGCAAUGAAGAUUUGAAUUAUUCAAUUUGAUGUCAAGUUCAUGCUCUGUCUACUAUACUUAAAUAAUGUGGACAGUCUAAGAUAAUUCAAAAAUGGCAGAACUCUUUAUGGAAUGUGAAGAAGAGGAACUGGAACCAUGGCAGAAGAAAGUAGAAGAAAAGCAGGAUGAGGAUGAUGAUGAGCUGAUCUUUGUUGGAGAGAUAUCAAGUUCAAAACCAGCCAUUUCAAAUAUUUUGAACAGAGGUAAUUCCAGCUCGUCUUCAAAGGCAAUAAAGAAUGAGGUACUCAAUCAAGGUGUUCCUGAUGCAUUCAAGCCUACAAGUCCACACUACAAAGACCCAACAUCAAAUCCAGUGGCUGCCUUACCUAGAUUUCAUCCUCAAUCUAAACCUUCACAAAGCUCUAUUAUUCAGAAUGUGUCUAAACCUUCAUUUAUAAGGAGUUCAUCGCAAGUUGAAAUGGAUGAUUCUUCUGAUUUACUGUUUGACCUGACCCAGGACACAAUACCACCAUCCCAAGGCGGAUCAAAAGUUUAUACAGAAGCUGUGGGUGAAACUCUGCCUAUAAGAAAACGUCCUAGUAUUAUAGCAAACAGAGUUCAUCCAAAAAAGCCAAAGACCAGUGACGGUGUUUCUGAAAUAGGUUCAUGUGCUACAUUAUCUUUAGACAGCUCUCCUUCAGUGACAUCCUCCUCAAUUAUGACAUCAAAAGGUACCUCAUCAACUGAACAUAAAACUGGAAAGCCUUUUCAAAGAUCUUGUCCAAAGUGCAAUGUUCAGUUCAAUAAUUUGGAUGCUUUGAAAUGUCACAUGAAGCGUUGUUGUCCAGACAUGAUAAAUAAAUUUUUGGAGAUGAUUAAAGUAGAAAUUUCAAGUACUGAAAAGAAAACUAAGACUGGUGCAGAGAAAGAAAAAUUGAUCAUGUUAGUUAGUGACUUUUACUACGGAAAACAUGAAGGAGAUGUUGACAAUGAAGAAAAGACUUACACAACCUUUAAAUGCUUCAGUUGCUCAAAAGUUCUUAAAAAUAAUAUUAGGUUUAUGAAUCACAUGAAACACCAUUUGGAACUUGAGAAGCAGAACAGUGAGAGCUGGGAAAGCCACACCACCUGCCAGCACUGUUACCGUCAGUAUCCUACACCAUUCCAGCUGCAGUGUCACAUUGAGAGUACACACACACCUCAUGAGUUUUCUACGAUUUGUAAAAUCUGUGAAUUAUCAUUUGAAACAGAACAUACUCUUUUACAACAUAUGAAGGACACUCAUAAACCUGGUGAAAUGCCAUAUAUUUGCCAGGUUUGCCAGUUUAGAUCAUCAACAUUUUCUGAUGUAGAAACUCAUUUUAGAACAUCCCAUGAAAACACAAAGAACUUGCUGUGUCCAUUUUGCCUCAAAGUUAGUAGAAUGGCAACCCCCUACAUGAAUCAUUACAUGAAACAUCAGAAAAAAGGAGUUCAUCGUUGUACAAAAUGCAGAUUGCAAUUUUUGACCAGCAAGGAGAAACUGGAUCACAAGACCCAGCAUCGGACUUUUAUAAAACCUAAAGAACUAGAAGGCUUGCCUCCUGGUUCAAAAGUUACUAUUCGAGCUUCAUUUGGAUCUCAUUCAAAGCCAUCAACUCCAUCUUCUAGUGAUACUCCAAGCACUUCUUCUCUUCAGGUCUCACCUCCAAAGUCUAAAAAUACAACUGCUAAAAGCUCCACAAAAUCGAGUGCAAGUAAAUCUAAGAUACGUAAGGCUCGUUCAACUGUUUCCAGUACAUGUAAACUAGCCAAUACAAGUAAGCAAGGUAAAGGUGCAUCUAAAUGCAAAGGAAAAACCUCUUGCAAGCAAAAGAAACAACGCAACAGAAAGAACAAAAUCAUCAUAGCUUUGAAGAACUUAAGGUGUUAUCGAGGAGUUCACAAGUGCAUUGAGUGUCAUUCCAAAAUUAAAGAUUUUGCAAGCCACUUUUCAAUACAUAUCCACUGUAAUUUUUGCAAAUACAACACUAACUGUAACAAAGCCUUUAUAAAUCAUAUGGUGAGUUAUCAUAGCAGCCAUCCAAGUAAACAGUCUCCUCUUUUUCAUAAACAUUGUGGAACUCUCAGGGGCAUUACUCUAGUGUGCCUUAAAUGUGAUUUUCUGACUGAUUCUUCUGGCUUAGAUGGUAUGGCUAAACACUUAAGUCAACGUAAAACUCAUACUUGCCAAGUUGUAAUAGAGAAUGUUCCCAAAAGUACCUCAACUUCUGAAUCCACUUCUGAAUGCAGAAGCAACACAGAAAUUUCAAAAAAUGUCCAGGGUACUCCUGGUCAGUGUCCCCCUUCGUUGGACACAACUGAUGCCUGUUCUCUCUUUCCAAGGAAUGUGAAUUGUUUAACUGUGAGACCUCCUGUAGGUUGUGGCCUUAGGAAAUCAGAUAUUGGGAAGAGUCACUUCCUUCAUGACUGUCUGAUGCUAAUUUGGCCAGAGAUGACCUCAAGGCCCACCAAUUUGAGCACAACUUCCCACUGGGGGCUUUGGUUCUUGAUCUUAAGCAUAUGGUCAAGAAAAGCCCAUCAAAUCAAUGCUUUAUCACCUAAGUUGGAGUUUAAUCAUUUUGGCUGCUGCCCUUUAGUCUUCUAGUAUGCAUGCAGUCCAAGGAAUAUCAAAACUGGUUGUAUAGGGAACCAAGGCUACUUUCAUGCUCUUGGAAAAAAAGUUUUCUAAAAUUACACUUCCAAAGUUACAGUUAUUUGUACUAUCGUUUUAAAGUUUUAUCCAGUAUUAACCCUAGGAGUUUUCAACAGUACUAAUAGUUUUAAAAAUUGAAAGUUUAUUUUAAUUUUAUCUUGGUUUUAUGUUGUUCUUCAGAAAAUUUUUUUAUGUCUUUUGUUAUGUCCACUUUUAUCUUUUUUCUUUAAAAUGUUUGUGUUUGUUUCAUUUUGUUCAGAAAUUCCUUAGAAUUCUCUAUAGAUUUCAUGUAGCUACCUAUUGGUAGCUUCAUAAUUUGCUAAUUGUUCAGACCAUUAGAUGUUAUUACAUCCUCUGUCCAUCUUAGGACUAUUAUUAACAUUAUUAUAGUUAUGAGUUCAAAGACAUAAUAAAUUUGGAAAAACAUUUUCUGUAGACCUUAAAACAAGUUUUAAAGUUACAUUUCUAUACAUCUAAUACAUAUUAUCUUCUUAGCCAUUAAUGUAAUACCUUUGGAUAAAGAUAAUAUAUUCAAAAAUAUUGGGACCAAAAAACGCACUUGUUUCUUGCCCAUAUAUAAAUAUAUAUAUAGAUGUAUAUUUUUU
This is a messenger RNA of Myotis brandtii (Brandt's bat), 3307 nucleotides long. It is a transcript of the gene ZNF280C, whose product is annotated as zinc finger protein 280C. Gene Ontology annotation, biological process: regulation of DNA-templated transcription. Lineage: Eukaryota; Metazoa; Chordata; Mammalia; Chiroptera; Vespertilionidae. The record is from RefSeq and is a predicted model, not a curated record. The transcript has 18 exons. Gene Ontology annotation, molecular function: DNA-binding transcription factor activity, RNA polymerase II-specific; RNA polymerase II cis-regulatory region sequence-specific DNA binding. Bases 141 to 2654 code for a protein of 837 amino acids.